Messenger RNA from Guillardia theta CCMP2712, 612 nucleotides. RefSeq lists its product as hypothetical. The annotation marks the transcript as partial. The transcript has a single exon. The record is from RefSeq and is a predicted model, not a curated record. Gene Ontology annotation, molecular function: protein binding. Lineage: Eukaryota; Cryptophyceae; Pyrenomonadales; Geminigeraceae.
AUGACAGCGCACGGGGAGCACGCGGGGGUACAGGAGGCAGCAUGCAGGGCGCUGGCGAGCAUGACGGCCGACAACCGCGACAACACGAUCGAGGCCGGGGAGGCAGGGGCAGUAGGGGCGGCCGUCGGGGCAAUGGAGAACAAUGUUGAGGACCAAGAGAUACAGGAGGCAGCAUGCAGGGCGCUGGCGAGCAUGACGGCCGACAACCGCGACAACACGAUCAAGGCCGGGGAGGCAGGGGCAGUAGGGGCGGCCGUCGGGGCGAUGGAGAGGCACGGGGAGCACGCGGGGGUACAGGAGGCAGCAUGCAGGGCGCUGGCGAGCAUGACGGCCGACAACCGCGACAACACGAUCAAGGCCGGGGAGGCAGGGGCAGUAGGGGCGGCCGUCGGGGCGAUGGAGAGGCACGGGGAGCACGCGGGGGUACAGGAGGCAGCAUGCAGGGCGCUGGCGAGCAUGACGGCCGACAACCGCGACAACACGAUCAAGGCCGGGGAGGCAGGGGCAGUAGGGGCGGCCGUCGGGGCGAUGGAGAGGCACGGGGAGCACGCGGGGGUACAGGAGGCAGCAUGCAGGGCGCUGGCGAGCAUGACGGCCGACAACCGCGACAAC